GGGUUAUUCCUUGAGAACGAACUGCAGUGUAAGCAACGCAGUACUUGUACUGACAUCCUACUACUGCGCCUACGAAAGGUCUCUCGCCUACAUAUUAUAUUUUCUAGCUGCUUCCGCCAGCGCAUACUUACUUGGUACUUGAAUGACAAGCAGGAGACAUUGACGUCCUCACUUUUCUUUUCAUCUCCUCCCCGCCGAUGGGCAUACUCUCAGCGGCCUCUGCACCUAACACCUCUACGAUCUCUGUUGCCACAGCACCCACUUCGCUCUUUAUCAACACAAAUUUAAAUCAAGACAUAUCCAUACCCUUGGGAAUUUUUAUCGGACUGCUCGCAUCUUUUGUCCAAAGCCUUGGUCUUGCGAUCCAGCGUCGUAGCCAUGUCAUUAACUCACAGCUCCCAGAACAAGACCAGAAAGUAGAACACCGUCGACCAUUAUGGUUGAUAGGCUUCGCUAUCUUUUUGACAUCUAAUGUAUUUGGAUCUUUCAUACAAAUUGCAUCCCUUCCGGUCGUCAUACUGGCACCCCUAGGCGCCGUUUCUCUCCUUUGGAAUGCCCUCUUUGCUCGUCUCCUCCUUCGCCCACGAAUGCUCCUCGGAACUGCACUCAUCGCUGGUGGUGCUGCGUUGAUCGCUAUCUUUGGGAUUGUCCCUGAAACUACGCGGAGUCUCGAUGAAUUGAUGGCGCUUUUCGCACGUCCGGCGUUUAUAUUCUGGUUCUGUGCCGAGGGUUUCAUCCUGCUUGUAUGCAUUAUCGUGACUCACGGUGUUGAAUAUUCUUACAAGAGACGACUCGAAGCUGCAGCCUAUUCAUUGUUGCAGGCCAAUCAUGAUUCACCCCUGUCGUCUCCUUCCACCUCCCCCCACAGUUCUCCUUUACACUCUCCCAGACAGCUCCCUCUCACAUACACACAGCAACAAUCGAAUUCAUGUAAUCCAUCUACUGGUUUCACCGAGGAACUCGUCACCGGCAGCUUCGCAUCGGAGGUAACACCACUGCUCGAUUCAAAAUGUGGUCGCCUGUCAUCUGCCAAAUCUACUCUGCAUCAUUCAACGUCCUCAUCACAGCUAUGCGCACCACUUCCUGGCAGGACCUCGCUUCUUCUUGCCUUGGCUUACGCUGCAGCUUCAGGGACGUUGUCUGGGCUUUGUUUGAUCUUCGCAAAGUCUGGCGUUGAACUUCUUGUCCUCACGUUAGGCGGUGUCAAUCAAUUCUACAGAUGGGAGGCAUGGAUUCUUGUUGCUGGACUCGUUAUUUUUGCUUUGGGUCAGCUUUGGUACCUCAACCGUGGCCUGCGGCUUGCAGAUCCUGCGUUUGUCUGUCCAUCCGCCUUUUGCUUUUAUAACUUUUCAUCGAUUAUCAAUGGUUUGGUAUACUUCAACCAGCUCGGACAACUCCCAGGGUGGCACCUUAUCCUCGUCAUAGUCGGCAUGUUCGUACUUCUUGCCGGGGUUUGGGCAGUGAGUGCCCAAGCCAACGUUGAUGAAAGUGACACAGCAACUGGAUCUGAUGUUGAAGACCAAGCAGCAUCUGACAACGGAACCGUCACUCCCGACACAGAUUUUCCGGCACGCUACGCUUCAUAUGCAAGUACUGCCGUCGGUUCCCAGGCACAGACAGGUUCAUCUAUCCCUGGGCCAACUGCUCCUGCUAUGGACCGCCGGGUGCGGUCAGAGGGCGCUAUUCCCAGGAGUUCCUUCUCCUUGCACACCCUUUCUGCAUUGUCUUCACAGCCCCCACCUCCCUCCAUAGCACACCAAAUGAAUAUCUCUCCACUCUCACCAGAUCCCUCUCGCUCAUCACGUCAACACCCUACCAUCAUCGAUCCAUCUGCAUCUAUACGUACUCUCGCCUCAUCACUACAUCAACAGCAGUCGUCGAGCGUAUUGUCUCCUGCAGGAUUGACAAUAGGUCUCUCACCUGUCAGCCCUGGAUUCGGGCCCCUACCUUCGUCAAGAAGAACUUCCAGGCGUAUCAGUGGUCUUGGGCAUGGCUUUGCAGCCGUUGUCAAUGAGAGUAUGUCUUUGGCUGGCUCUGCGGGUAGCCGGAGGCGGACUGUGAGUGAGGGGCAGGGGAGACACUCGAGAGAUGCUCGGGGCAGAGGAGAGUGGAGUCCUCAUGCUGAAAUCUCGCAGCAGGAGAUGGAAGCGGGCGAUGUUACUGCCAAUAGAAAUGGUGAGACUUACAGAACGGGAACACGAUGGCGGUGGGUAAGAGACACUUUCUGGGACGGAUUGUUAGACCUAGAUAAUUUAUACCAUACGGACUAUAUAUAUCAUCAUUAUCUUGCCAUUCCUUGAAGAUAUUUGGGCUGCCAAUGUUAACGUCAUGAGAUGUUAUUAACAAGCCUCUACUCGUAUUACGGUCUAUAUACACAGGCCCCAGACUUGGAUCAGGGGGCCUCUUAAAUAACUUCCUCCUUCACGACGACCGCAUCCUGCUGACCACGUCGAUGAGAACCAGAUCGUCUAGUCCAGUCUAUUCCAAGCUGGAAAUAUGUCAAUGAUUGAAAAAAAACUGGCUUUAACCUGCUUACCCUUCCCCUAGUAGUCUGAACAAAAUUUAAGCCCAGGUUUGCGAAAUGAUCCUCGUAAUGCUUAGACACCAUUUCAUGAAAAUAUUUUUGAGCUGUCUCAUCUUCUCGAAUAUUCCGCUUCUUCUUCAUGAAAUAGUAGACGACUUCUCCCGGGAGGCCGCCGACACUGUCUCGUGUAAGAUGUUGAAGGUCGAUCAUGUGCCUGCAAUCUGG
Messenger RNA from Suillus paluster, 2749 nucleotides. RefSeq lists its product as uncharacterized. The transcript is spliced from 5 exons. Gene Ontology annotation, molecular function: magnesium ion transmembrane transporter activity. Gene Ontology annotation, cellular component: membrane. The coding region runs from base 198 to 2300 and encodes 700 amino acids. Lineage: Eukaryota; Fungi; Basidiomycota; Agaricomycetes; Boletales; Suillaceae. Gene Ontology annotation, biological process: magnesium ion transport. The record is from RefSeq and is a predicted model, not a curated record.